Mycotypha africana is the source of this 993-nucleotide messenger RNA. Its product is annotated as Zinc/iron permease. Gene Ontology annotation, cellular component: membrane. Bases 1 to 993 code for a protein of 330 amino acids. The record is from RefSeq and is a predicted model, not a curated record. The transcript is spliced from 3 exons. Lineage: Eukaryota; Fungi; Mucoromycota; Mucoromycetes; Mucorales; Mycotyphaceae. Gene Ontology annotation, biological process: zinc ion transmembrane transport; intracellular zinc ion homeostasis. Gene Ontology annotation, molecular function: zinc ion transmembrane transporter activity.
AUGUCGUUUCAAGCAGCAGCAUUUGCAUUUCUAUUUCCUGGAAAUGCCAUGACAAACUCUCUACUGGCAACUGCCUAUAUAUCCAUCUUUCCCAACCUGCUUUUAUACUUUGUUCCUCCUGACAUUGACACAGGCGCUUUGAAUGUGCUGGUCAGCUUUGCCGUCGGCGGGUUGCUUGGCGACGUUUUUCUUCAUUUAUUGCCUCAUGCCUUUUUAGGAGAACCUACAGAGGAAAAUGCUGUGGUGGUGGUGGACAAUCAAAAGAACGUUCUCAUAGGGACUGGUAUCUUUGUUGGGUUAUUCUUUUUCUUUUUUAUGGAUAAAAUGAUGCGCGUUAUCAACGGUGGCAGCGGUCAUCACCAUCAUCACCCCCUUCCUGCCGAGACGCACGAGCACACACACACCGAUCCUAUCACAGCCGCCGCCGCGAACAACAACAACAACAACAACAACAACAACAACGGCAUCAAGCUCAGCGCUUACCUCAACUUAUUGGCAGACUUUACACACAACAUGACCGAUGGUCUCGCUAUGGCAGCGUCGUUCUACGCCUCACCCGCGGUGGGGGCAACGACCGCGGUGGCCGUUUUCUUUCACGAAAUUCCGCACGAAGUCGGUGAUUAUGCUAUUUUGGUCCAAUCCGGUUUCAGCAAGCAAAAGGCCAUGAUGGCCCAAUUCACCACGGCGGUGGGUGCUUUCUUGGGCACCUUGAUCGGCAUUUUGAUCGAAGAAGAGGCUCUCUCGAACAAACUGCUGGAUGCCACGAUGCCUGCGGUGGGCUUGAUGGGCACCGAUGUGACGUGCAGUGAUUUGGUGAUUCCUUUUGCAGCCGGUGGAUUUUUGUACAUUGCCACGGUGGGUGUGAUCCCUGAAUUGUUGGCCAUCACAGGCAAUGCAAAGAAAGAUAAAAAGCAAGCCUUUGCCGAAUUUGUGGCGAUGUUUAUUGGUUUGGGCUUGAUGUUUCUUAUUGCUUGGAAUGAUAUCCCCGCCUAG